Messenger RNA from Danio aesculapii, 1174 nucleotides. Its product is annotated as transmembrane protein 42. The record is from RefSeq and is a predicted model, not a curated record. Bases 64 to 528 code for a protein of 154 amino acids. The transcript has 3 exons. Lineage: Eukaryota; Metazoa; Chordata; Actinopteri; Cypriniformes; Danionidae.
UGCUGCUGGUCUGGGUUGUUGUCACUGCAGUACCGCUGGAGGUGUGAUGGGUCAUCUGAAGUCAUGUUUCCCGGUGUCCUGUACGCGCUGCUGGCCGGUUUUCUCGGUGCCGUUGCUUCCUCGUCCGCCAAACUGUCACUGGGCACCGACUAUCUGAAGGGCGUGUGUGAGACGGGCAUGCGCACGUGGGGCGAGCAGAGAAAAUUCACGCAACAUAGUGACACGAGCGCGUGCGACUGGCUGCACAUCCCUCUGCGUCUGCUGUGCGGCGGGCUGCUGUUCACCUGUAACGCCGUCAUGUGGACGUUUCUGGCCAAAGCGCUGCGGAGCUCGUGUUCGUCCGCUCGCACCACUGUGACCACCACCGCAUCCAACCUCAUCUCCUCCGCGUUUCUGGGUCAGCUGAUCUUCGGAGAGACUCACGUGGCUCUGUGGUGGGUGGGAAUCUCUCUGACGCUCUCUGGACUCCUGGUGCUUCAUCACACGUCACCACACCUCACACAGACACACACGCACAAGAGGGAAUGAGUGACACGCGCACACAUCUAAUGAGGGUCCAACUGAUCUAAGACCUGACACUGAAUUCACUUCCUUUUCUUUCAUUGCACAGAGAACACUAAGAGUUUGACUUGUUUUAAAGGAUAUACUGUCAUGCCAAAGAUCCACCAUAUAUGAAAUAAUGACCUACAGAAUUAUUUAUAUUUAUUAUUCAGUAUUAAAAAUUGCACAUUACAGACUCAUUAUAUAUAUAUUAAAAUAUUAAUGAUGAUUUAACAUGAAAAUAUAAACUAGAGAUUCUUCUAAAAUAUGAAAUCAUUCAUUUAUAUUUCAUGUUCAAAUAUUAAAGAUACAUGAAAAAAAUCUACAAAGUCGUCGCUGUUGGAUGAAUCUCAGAUUGAACAUGUCCGGCUCAUAUUUAGACUCAAGAUAUGAAAUAAAGGCUUUGAUUACAAGAUAAAUAAGAAAGAAAAAUAAUGGCAAAAAUAAAGCGCAGAACAAUUUUGCUGACAAGAUGAUGUGACAGCAUUAUUUAUGACAACACAUUACAAUAAACAUUUAUUAGUUAGCAUGAGCUAAUAAUGAGCAUUGUAUAUAUGAGCAGUAUCACACGAGCAGCAGUACGAUGUGGCUGUAUAUCGGAAAUUGAAAACAGAAAUUGUGGAAGAAAAUAAUA